CUCCGAGCAAGCAACGCGGCAGCGUUCGCGAUGGAGGGGGGAGCUCCCCCGCCGCCUCGCGACCGAAGCUACGACGACCGCGGCGGCGACCGCGGCGGCGACCGCGGCGGCGACCGCGGCGGCGGAGACCGCAGAGACGAUCGCGACAGAGACCGCGGGUACGACCGGCGCGACUUUGACGACCGCGGCUACGGCGGGCGCGAUCGCUACGACGACCGCGAGAGAUCGUCGCGCGACUACGCGAGGGACCGGGACCGCGGGUACGGCGACCGGGAUCGCGGCUACGGCGACCGCGACCGCGGCCGGGGCCGCGACUACGGUGGCGGCGCCGCCGAGGGUCGGGGCGACUUUCGCGAGGGCAGCGGCGGCGGCGGCGGCGGCGAGCGGGACCGGGACCGGGACCGGCGGUACGACGACGGCUCGCCGUCGCGCGAGCGGCCUCGCGCCAAGAAGAAGCGCGGCUGGGACGACAUGGGGGACAACCCGCAGGAGGCGGCGGCGAUGCUGCUGCAGCAGCAGCAGCAGUUUGCCUCUAUGGCGACGAUGCCGCACAACGCCGUCGGGGGGUCGAAGAAGCAACGCGAGCUGUACAUUGGCAAUCUGCCGCCGACGGCGAACGAGGGGAUGAUCAAGGAGCUCUUCUGCAACCUGGUCGCCGCGUGCGAAGGAGCUGGGGCGAGGGGAGGGCGGGCGGCCGUCGCUGCGCUCUGCUCGGCGGGCGGCGGUCAGUUUGCGUUUGUGGAGUUCCGCGACGAGCAGCUCUGCGAGACGGCGAUGCAGUUCAACGGCAUCGACCUGCAGGGCAGGCGAGGGGCUGCUGCCCCUCGCCCGUCCCGAAGGCAAACUGACUGCAGUUUACAGCGCCACCGGAAGCGCCCGCAGCUCAAGAUCGGCCACCCCAACGGCUACAUCCCGCCCAUGACGCCCGCCCUUCUCGAGCGGUUCGGGCUGACCGGCGGCAUCGUCGGCGACCGCGUCGCUGCCGGCGUCACGCAAGACACGAAGAAGCAGCGAGAGCUCUACAUUGGCAACCUGGCCGUCGGCGCAGUCACACCGGCGCGCGUCGACCCGAACGGAAAGUUCGCCUUCAUCGAGUUUGCCUCCGAGGAGCUCUGCACCACGGCGCUCAAUCUCUUCAACGGGAUGGAGCUCUGCGGGCGCGAGAUGAAGAUCGCGCGGCCUGCGGGGCCAACGCACGAGAUCUCCCUGGGCGGGAUCUUGUCCGCCGCCGUGUUGGCCGACGCCGCGGAGUACGCCGAGUGCGUCGAGGACAUCCGUUCCGCGUGCGAGGAGCACGGCAAGCUGCUGCACUUCUCGUGCCCGAAGGAGGGCGAGCCCGACGCGGGCGAGGGACUAGGCAACGCGUACCUCAAGUACGAGCAGAUCGCCUCCGCCGUCAAGGCCUUCGAGGCGCUCAACGGGCGCGACUUCGACGGCAACACCGUCAAGGCGACCUUCCUCUCCGCCGGCACGCUGCAGGCCUGA
Molecule: messenger RNA, 1485 nt
Organism: Emiliania huxleyi CCMP1516
Lineage: Eukaryota; Haptophyta; Isochrysidales; Noelaerhabdaceae
Exons: 10
Coding region: 31-1485 (484 amino acids)
Cellular component (GO): U2-type prespliceosome; nuclear speck; commitment complex
Molecular function (GO): poly-pyrimidine tract binding; pre-mRNA 3'-splice site binding
Source: RefSeq, a predicted model, not a curated record